Penicillium nucicola is the source of this 777-nucleotide messenger RNA. RefSeq lists its product as uncharacterized. Lineage: Eukaryota; Fungi; Ascomycota; Eurotiomycetes; Eurotiales; Aspergillaceae. The transcript has 5 exons. The coding region runs from base 1 to 777 and encodes 258 amino acids. The record is from RefSeq and is a predicted model, not a curated record.
AUGCUAGAGACAUUUGGCAGGUCUAUUCACGACAACACCUUGGAGUGUGACACUGAUAUUCACCCAUGGGAGAUUUCCAUCGAUGGAGAGCAAUGGGCCGGCAAAAUCCGACUGAUCGGGUUCGUGGACGUAUUCUUUCUGAUUUCCUACUCUGCCAAUGCGCGAUUUGAGCAUGGAAUCAUUGUCUACAAGGACAAACUGGACAUUGAAGAACUGAAGGAGUAUAUGCCCAAGAAAGCGGGCCAACCCGAGCCAAGCCCUAACACACAGGAGCCAUCGGGAAAACUGGGCCAAAAUGAAGAAAAUCUCACUGACCUGGAGAAUGACUCUCAACCUCCAAACGAAGAAGCAAAUACCGCCAACGGCCAAGGCAGCCAACCAGAGGAAAAGGCUCCAGACUCCAACACAACAGAUGACCCCGCAGUGGCUGAAUUUCGCAAAACGAGCGUUUUUUCAGUGCGCAGUAUAGGCCACUCGGUCGGAUUGCAGGUGUCUUAUCCCAAAUCCUCGAUUCGCUAUUACAAGGUGGAAAUCACCAAGCCCUGCAGCUGGGCGCAGAGCAAACGCAUUAUGCGAGGAUUAAAGCCGCACAGUAUUUAUGACUUGAUGAGCGAUGUGAUCCGCUGUGGCAUCAUCACACAGGGGCAGCUGGUGGGCCAUGUCUUGGGAGUUCUUCUCGCCGGGUCCCGCAUGGACGAUAUGGCAAAGCGAUAUAUUGAGGGUUUGACUUCCGGCAGUGACGCUGGGCGGCAGGCAUUGUCGAAUGAAAAGAUCUAG